AUGCCGAUAAAUGUAACCAGUUUGGGCGUCGUCGACGGCAGAAAGGCAGCCACAAGAUCAAUCCAACACCAACCACCAGGAACACGACUGUUUCGGGAUGUGGCUGAUUCCCGGGAGUCCAAAAACCUUGCUCCAUGCAGAUCACAGUUUGCAGUCGGGGACAAAACAACAGCGAAAAGAUUAGACUGGAUAUGGGGAAAUUGA
This is a messenger RNA of Fusarium verticillioides 7600, 204 nucleotides long. RefSeq lists its product as hypothetical. The record is from RefSeq and is a predicted model, not a curated record. The coding region runs from base 1 to 204 and encodes 67 amino acids. The transcript has a single exon. NCBI's taxonomy places the organism in Eukaryota, Fungi, Ascomycota, Sordariomycetes, Hypocreales, Nectriaceae.